This is a messenger RNA of Equus caballus (horse), 11165 nucleotides long. RefSeq names its product tripartite motif containing 11 (gene TRIM11). Gene Ontology annotation, cellular component: cytoplasm. The record is from RefSeq and is a predicted model, not a curated record. NCBI's taxonomy places the organism in Eukaryota, Metazoa, Chordata, Mammalia, Perissodactyla, Equidae. Gene Ontology annotation, molecular function: protein binding; ubiquitin protein ligase activity; zinc ion binding. Gene Ontology annotation, biological process: regulation of gene expression; protein ubiquitination.
AUGGUUGGGUCCUUCCAAGGGGGAAGCGGGAGAGUGAGACUUCAAACUGCACCCCUAAAAGCCUCAGGGCGCCCACUCCAUCCUUUUCCACCCCCCUGAAGUUGCCCCUACGGGGCGAAAUUCAAAGGAGGUAAGGAUCCUGGAGGGGUCGCGUUCCUGCCUUUCACUCCCUCUCCACGUGCCCCACCCCCCGCAGUUUCAGGCGCAUUAGUAGCCCUGAAACGGUCACUAGCACCCCAGAAUGCCUCAAUACUCCUGUGCCAACAAGGUCGGAGUCCCUGCGAGCUGAGCCCCUCACCCCGUUCAUCUCGAUCGUGCCCAGCCCAGGGGCGCGCGUGGGACGGCUAGGGGCUCCCCUUGUCCUCGCGGUCGCUGCGCGCGCAGCCUGCACCCCAUCCUGCCCAGCCCCGAGGGAGACGCCGGGCCGCGCGACCCCAGAGCGACCCGGAGCCGGCGGCGGCGACGCGAGGUCAUCGGGGGAACAGCCUCCAAUUCUGUCCGGCCCGCGGGCCGCGUGAUAGGCCGUAGCCAAUCCCGGGGUAAAGCGGGUUGUUCCAAAAAAAAAACCCACCCAGCGGCUUCCUGCUUCCGCCGAGCCUCCUCUUCCUGCCGGCGUCCCGGAGCCCUGCGCCCUGUCCUCAGAGCCACUGCUGCCCCGGGGUCCCCGCGCCUCGGAGGCCCCCGCGUCCCUGGAGCCCGGGCCGCGCAUCCGUGGAGCCUUGAGCCCCGCGACCCCCGGUGCCCUGCGUCUCGCGUCCCCGCGCGCUCCCCAAAGUCCCGGCGGCGGCAGGUCACGCCUAACCCGGCGGAGAGCGCCGCCUUCCUCCGCUCCGCCCGCACCAUGGCCGCCCCCGACCUGUCCACCAACCUCCAGGAGGAGGCCACCUGCGCCAUCUGCCUCGACUACUUCACGGACCCGGUGAUGACCGACUGCGGCCACAACUUCUGCCGCGAGUGCAUCCGGCGCUGCUGGGGCCAGCCCGAGGGCCCGUACGCCUGUCCCGAGUGCCGCGAGCUGUCCCCGCAGAGGAACCUGCGGCCCAACCGCCCGCUCGCCAAGAUGGCCGAGAUGGCGCGGCGCCUGCACCCGCCGUCGCCCGUCCCGCAGGGCGUGUGCGCCGCGCACCGCGAGCCGCUGGCCGCCUUCUGCGCCGACGAGCUGCGCCUGCUGUGCGCCGCCUGCGAGCGCUCCGGGGAGCACUGGGCGCACCGCGUGCGCCCGCUGCAGGAGGCGGCCGACGACCUCAAGGGCAAGCUGGAGAAGUCCCUGGAGCAUCUGCGGAAGCAGAUGGAGGACGCGCUGCUGUUCCAGGCCCAGGCCGAGGAGACCUGCACCCUGUGGCAGAAGAUGGUGGAGAGCCAGCGGCAGAACGUGCUGGUGGAGUUCGAGCGGCUGCGCCGCCUGCUCGUGGAGGAGGAGCAGCGGCUGCUACAGAGGCUAGAGGAGGAGGAGCUGGAGGUGCUGCCCCCACUGCGAGAGAGCGCCGCCCGGCUAGAGCAGCAGAGCACCCAGCUGGCCCAGCUCAUCGAGGAGCUGGAGGGGCGCUGCCAGCUGCCUGCGUUGGGGCUGCUGCAGGACGUCAGGGACAUCCUGUGCAGGGUCCAAGACGUGAAGCUGCAGCCUCCCGAGGUGGUGCCCAUGGAGAUGAGGACGGUGUGCAGGGUGCCGGGGCUGGUGGAGGCCCUGCGGAGGUUCCGAGGGGACGUGACUCUUGAUCCCGACACCGCCAAUCCUGAGCUGGUCCUGUCGGAGGACAGGCGGAGCGUGCGGCGCGGGGACCUGCGGCAGGCCCUGCCUGACAGCCCUGAGCGGUUCGACCCCGGGCCCUGCGUGCUGGGCCGGGAGCCCCUGACCUCCGGCCGCCACUACUGGGAGGUAGAGGUGGGGGAGCGGGCCAGCUGGGCCCUGGGCGUCUGCAGAGACAACGCCAAUCGCAAGGAGAAGGGCGAGCUGUUCGCCGGCAACGGCUUCUGGAUCCUGGUGUUCCUGGGCAGCUACUACAACUCCUCCGAGCGCGCCUUCGCCCCCCUCCGAGACCCGCCCCGGCGCGUGGGCAUCUUUCUGGACUACGAGGCGGGACACUUAUCCUUCUACAGCGCCACCGACGGCUCGCUUUUGUAUGCCUUCCCCGAGACACCCUUCUCAGGGACCCUCCGGGCCCUCUUCUCGCCUCUGUCCAGCAGCCCCACCCCGAUGACCAUCUGCAGACCGAAAGGUGGGCCUGGGGACAUGCUGGCUUCCCAGUGAGGUGGCCCUCGUGGUGAGUGGGUCUCUCAUGGCUCCUCGUCCUGGCUUUGGGUCUUUGAGCCACUUGGAAAGCCUGGGAGGAAGGUGCGUGUCCUCUGAGCUGUGGAAAGAGCUCGUAGGGCCUCUGAUGUGCGCAGUAAAACUGAACUUGCUGUCACUCCUGGGAAGCUGUGCAAGGCGUGCAGAGCCGGCUGCAUCCUGCCCUGGGAUGUCCUCCCAGAUCGUCGGAUGCCGAGACCCUCUCUGCUGGGGCAUCACCAACAGCCCUUCGCAGAACCCCGAGCCCAGGACCCCGGCAGCUCUGGUUCCAGGAGCCCACCCAGCCUGGCUGCAUUCUGUGGAGAGGCACCGGGGUCCUACGACUCCAGGGCUGCACCCUGAGAAAGCUGCCGGCAGUCUCGGGGUCUGGUCCCAUAAAACGGGCUGGAUGUGGCUGCCUCAGGUUAGUCAGGGUGCAGCAGGGGGGACCUGGGAAAGGCCAGAGGAGGGGAGAGGGAGCAAAAGGCGCUGAUAGUGCAGCCUAGUAACCAGGACACACGGAAGCGCCAACCACUCGGGGAUCCUGAAAAUGCCCCUUCACUGGCCCCUAGUGCGGAGGCUGGGAUGUGGGGGUCCUGUGGGCCUGGAGGUGAGCACUGGUGGGCAAGCUCCCAGUUUCCAUCUGAGCUGCGCUGAGAGCCGCAGGCUGGCGUUGCCCUCACAGACGGCCUGCAGGGCAUCCCGGCGUCUCUGGCCCCCCACUGCUCUUGCCUGCCCUGGGGGAGGGGCGAUACUGCUUAUGGAAUCCGGGAUUCGUUUUGCUUUUAACUUUUGCACUGCUUCACCCUCUCAGGAAGGUGUGGUGUGGCAUCUGCAUCCCUAGGAUUUAUUUAUUCCAAGGACCCUUCUCACAGUAAAUAAACAGCAUUGUCUGUAAUCCCACUGUCUUUAAGUGGUGGGGGGUGGGGGUCGCAGGUUGGGAAAGUGCUGGGCAGAGGGCCAGCCCGGGGAGGGUGGCGCUGAGGCAGGAUGCUUGCAGGCAAAGUCAGGGACGCGGCUACUGCCCCCGUGAACACAGCGACUCCCAGACGUGGUCUCCCUGGUCUUUGCUCGACGUGCGUGUUCAUUUCAUGCACCUGCUGCAGAAAUUUUUUGUUUUUCCAGAUAACCUUUCCCUGAUAAACACUGUGUUCAGUAGCCAGGUAGUUUUCCACUUGUUGGUCAUUCCUUUACUCAUUCUUUCAUCCUUGGGCUUUUUUGUUAUUAGAUGUAUUCCCCUUUGAAUGUCUUCAGCAGUUCCUUCAAAUUAUGUGCACGGGGGAAGGAUUUUUGAGGCAGGAGUCCGGGCAUUUUCCUGGCUGGAGAAGUGCCCCCAUCUCAUUUUCCUGAGCAGCUGAGCCCACUGUCACUUUCUGUUGACAAUCUGAGUGUACCGUGGGUUCCCGCCUGGAGCAAGAUCUGGACAUCAAGGUUUGGGACUUCACCAUGGCUGCCAGAAACGCCACUGGGAGGACAGCCUCAUGGGUGAGAGCAUGGACAAGCACUCAGCCGCACUCAGGGCACCAGGACAGACACCUCCAGCCGCGGCGUUAGGGUAGAGCUGGACACCAGUCGGGGAGACGGAAAACCAUUUGUGUCUACCGUUCUGAGUUCUGGGCAGAGACCAGCUCGUCACUGCUGGUGCAGAGGCUCACCACCAUCAGUGCAGAUCACCCACUGCUAGUGUAGCGCCCACCUACAGCUAAUGUAGGAGCUCACUCACGGCUAGUCUAAGUGAUCACCCACUCUUAGUGCAGGAGCUCAGCACUGCUAGUGUAAGUGAUCACCCACUCUUAGUGCAGGAGCUCAGCACUGCUCGUGAAGGACACGUCAUAGGUCGUUCCCUGGCCCUCCUGGAGCUACCUGCCCACGUGCGGGGCCUUCGCUUUUCCUGUCAUCGCUUCACACCUAGAGCAGCGGGGGCACCUGCCUGCACCUUGCUUUCAGCAGGGAGAACACCCAGCAAGGUGAGUCAGGUGUGAGCUUGUCCGUGAGUACCAGGGAGCUCAUCCCUUCUGACGGUGGGGGGCAGCAGAACACGCCACCCCUGAACUCCCAUUUGGCGUAAGGUAUGUUUCGAGCAGGAGCAGCCACACUGCGCAGGGCAGACACUGACGGGUGUCCUGGCCCCUCCGCACAGGGAGAACAGGCCGGCACAGGAGAUGGCUCCCGACCUCCCAGCCUGGAGACGGCACUGAGAAUGCACCUAACUAACCUACUAACUAGCUUAUCUGCCACUCCUUUACUUGGCCAUGGUGGGCCGGCCAUCGAAGUCCACAACCACUUCCCUUGACCUGUCAUUUAUCCACACACUUUCGUUCCUUGUGGAGGGUGCUGGAUAAGCAGGAGUCUAAGCCACUGCUCUGAGUGCCUCGUUUUCCCUGGCUGUCUCCCACGUGUACAUGUUCACAGACUCGUUUUUCUCGUUAACCCGUCUUAACAAGACAAGACAACAGGUUUUUCUCGUUAACCUGUAUUGUUAACAAGACAGCGAUGGCGAGCUCUAACUAGCAGUGGUGAGCUCCUGCACUAGCAGUGGUGAUCACUUACACUAGAAGUGAGCUCCUACACUAGCAGUGGGGAGCUCCUGCACUAGCAGUGGUGAGCUCCUACACUAGCAGUGGUGAGCUCUUACACUAGAAGUGAGUAAUCUACACUAGCAGUGAGUGAGCUACACUAGCAGUGGUGAGCUACACUAGCAGUGGUGAUCACUUACACUAGAAGUGAGUAAUCUACACUAGCACUGGUGAGCCCCUACACUAGAAGUGAGUAAUCUACGCUAGCAGUGAGUGAGCUACACUAGCAGUGGGGAGCUCCUGCACUAGCAGUGGUGAGCUCCUACACUAGAAGUGAGUAAUCUAUACUAGCAGUGGUGAGCUACACUAGCAGUGGUGAUCACUUACACUAGAAGUGAGUAAUCUACACUAGCAGUGGUGAGCUCCUACACUAGCAGUGGUGAGCUCCUACACUAGCAGUGGUGAGCUCUUACACAAGAAGUGAGUAAUCUACACUACCAGUGAGCUCCUGCACUAGCAGUGGUGAGCUCCUACACCAGCAGUGGGGAGCUCCUACACUAGCAGUGGUGAUCACUUACACUAGAAGUGAGUAAUCUACACUAGCAGUGGUGAGCUCCUACACUAGCAGUGGUGAUCACUUACACCAGAAGUGAGUAAUCUACACUAGCAGUGGUGAACUCCUAUACUAGCCGUGGUGAGCUCCUACACUAGCAGUGGUGAUCACUUACACUAGAAGUGAGUAAUCUUCUACACUAGCAGUGGUGAACUCCUAUACUAGCAGUGGUGAUCUGCACUAGCAGUUGUGAUCUCCUGCACUAGCCGUGGUGAGCUCCUACACUAGCUGUGGUGAGCUCCUACACUAGCUGUGGUGAGCUCCUACGCUAACAGUGGGUGGUCUCCACCACCAGUAGAUGAUUGGCAGCAGCCAACGAUCUAAGGAGGAAAUGACAAUAGAAAUUAGUAAGUAUCUGGAGAUAAAUGAAAACACAAAAUAGGAAAACGUACCAGAUGCUGUGAAAGCAGUUUUAAGAGGAAAAUUUAUACUGUAAAUGUUUAUAUUAGAAAAGAAGAGAAAUCUCAAAUCAACAGCCUAACAUUACACCUCAAGCAACUAGAAAAAGAAGGCAAAUUAAAUGCGAAUCUAGCGGAAAGAAGGAAAUAAUAUAGGUUAGAGCAGUGAUAAAUGAAAUAAAUAAUAGAAAAGCAACAGAGAAAAACUUCAAAACUAAGAGUUUGUUCUUUAAAGAGAACAAUAAAAUUGACAAACUUUUAGCUAAAUUAUGAAAAAAAAACAAUUAAAAUCAGAAAUGAAAGGGGACAUUACAACUGAUUAUACGGAAAUAAUUUUUGUCUCUACAGUCACCCCAUUUCUACCAUACAUAACCAAAGUGAGAUUAGUCUGUCUAGUUUCCAACUUAGCCUGAUUGUUAACAUAAGUGCAGCAAGAAUAGUGAUGACCAUGUAGAAUCUUGUAAAUCUGCUCUUCUGGAACUUUCCAUAAGGAAUGUCAGAUUAGACUUGUAAAAGCCUCUUGAGGCUCGGAAGACAAGCCAAGUCUGCCUCGACGUCAGAUUUCACUUGCAAUUUCUAUAGAUUUGGGUUAAUUCCUCUCUUCCUGAGGUCCCUAAAAUAUCCUGAGAUUCCUGGACCUGCCAGGAAUUCACCUGGAGAGGCUGCUGAGAGUCCUAUAAGCAAGACACCAGGCUGAUUUGUCCAAGAUUUACUGGCUCCAUAAAGUCAACCUUAAUUCCUUGAAACUGUCUGGUCAUAUCUGAUUUUAUGCAUAUUCUCAAAUGUGACAUUCCAGUAAAAACCUUAUUGUAACCAGUGUUUCCAGUUGUGUCCUGUUACAAGGAAAACAGAUUCUUGAACUUACGCAAAUAAGUAUCUUGCCAUGAAAAUAAGAAUACUUAAUGAGUUCCUUAAUUCUGGAGGGAUCAGGUAGGGAGAAAAGGAUAAAUGUUUCAAUUCUGUUUACAAAGCCAUAACUUACCAAAUUGCUGUACGUUAUAGAUAGCUUAAGAGAAAAAAGUUCCAUAAAGCUGGAAAAACAAAACAUUAAAGAACCAGCAAUGUUUCAAAGAAAAAGCUGUAAAAAGUAUAACCAUCCUCAUGAGUUUGUUUGGCCCAUGGGAUUAAUUCUUGUUGAUCUUGAUCUGUUGUUAGCAGUUUUCUGAAGCCAUUAGUUUCUCGUCUAGGGUUCUGUGAAUCCUUACCCCUCAGUGGUAUGAUCUGAGAGUUAUCAGAAAUCUGUCCUUGUCAGAGCUCUUUCCAUGAAGCUCCUCGAAACAAGCACCUUGCGAAAAUGUCCAAGUAAAACAGUAACUGUAAAUGACAAAGGACUCAACAAUGGCCACAGUUAACAUAUACAGAGCUAGGACAUUGAGAAUUACACGCAAGUGAUGAAAGAAUUCACAGGAGAUCGAAGUAGAUGGAGGCACAGCGUGUCUGUGGAUUGAUACACAGAUUUAACACGAUUCCUAUCAAACUCUCAGCAAGAUUUUGUUGCACAUGUAAACAAGAUUAUUCUAAAAUUUGUGCAGAAAAGUAAAGGAGCUACAAAAUCUGGAACAGUUUUGAGAGGGAGGCGUCGAGGGAACAGAACCCGUAUUCCCACACUCAGGACUCGCCGUACAGCCUCAGGAAUCAAGGCGGUGGGUAUUGAGGAGGGACAGACAGACAUGAACAGAACAGACCCAGGAUCAGACCCACACAAAUCUGCCCAAAUGGUCUUUCACGGGAGCAAAGGCCAUUCAACAAAGGAAGGAGCCUCUUCAACAAAUGGUGCUGGAGCAAAGGGAUGUCCGGGGGAAAACAAACCUCAACCUAAAGCUCACACCUUAUGUGAAAAUUUACUCAAAAUGGAUCACAGCCUUGAGUGUAAAAUGUAAAACUUUUAGAGAAAAUAGGAUGAAGUCAUCGGACCCAUACCCUUAUCAGAUACGUGCUGGUUGUGUAAAACAGCUCAUCGAGAGCAUGUGUUGGCUGGGGCCAUCCCGUGGGCAUCCAGAUGAGAAGCACUCAGAGAUGUCGGGUUCAAUAUUUCUGAAAGAUACUGACACUCAGGGGGUUAUUUCUCCCUUACGCCUGAUGAGGGACCAUUCCCAGGAAAUCUUAACAGGGUUCAUUAUCUCCCGGAAACCACUGCUUAGGCAGGAGGGAGCCAGGAGGAACGAGUCCCAGGAGAUCACGUUACACACGAGGGUUGUCCUGUAAGGACCAUUUGAUUGGGAGAGCAAGGUUUCUGAAGAAUCUUUAUGGAUACGUAAGAGCAAAGCAGGAUCAGCGAAAACAUCUUGGUGAACUAAUAAUGAUGGUGGAGAUUGGUGAUGGUGGAGGGAGUUAUGGCGAUGAUGGAUGUAAUGUUGGAGGUCUGAGCUCGCUCGCCCUCUUUUUUUCCUCCAAAGAUACGUAUUACAUUUUAUAUUCUCUGUUAAGACGAGCAAACUUCCCGAUUACAUUAACAUCAAAAAACAUCUCGUUUCCCAAGCUGGCCUUGGAGUCUCUGCCAACACCUUCCUCCUUCUCUUCAUGCUCCUUCUGGAUUGCAGGCGUAAGCACCUCACCCCACCCCCGACCUGUCUGUCACUUGGCCAUCCUCCACAUGGUGAUGCUUGUCACCAUGGUGCUCCUAAUGCUGACAGACAUGUUUGGGAUAAGGAAUUUCCAAAAUGAUUCCCAUGCAAGGCCUUGGUCUACCUGAACUGGAUCCUGAAGGGCCUCUCUAUCUGCACCACCUGACUCCUGAGGGUGCCCCAGGCCAUCACCGUCAGGCCCAGCACCUCCUGGCUGGUCAAAUUCACAUCCACAAAUUAUAUCCUCCAUUUCUUCUUCUUCUUGUGGUUCCCACACGUGCCCUUCUGUAGUAACCUGGUCAUCUACUGUGUCUUCACCCAGCGUGUCCUCACUGAGCCACACGUUUAUCAGUGAGUAGUGUUCCUCCUCCCCUCUGAGCUAGUUGUCGGGGACCUGCUCUUCACGCUGUCACUGUCCAGCGAUGUCUCCUUUGUAGGCAUUGUGCUGCUCUCAAGUGCAUCCAUGGUCAUUCUCCAGUGCAGACACAAGAGACAGUCCCAGCUCUGUCACAGCACCAGCUUCUCCCCAAGAAGCCCCCAGAGCAAAGGACCGUCAGCCCAUCGCGCUGCUGGUGGGUUUCUCUGAGGGCAUGGACUGGGAGGACUUAAACGCCUCUUUCUUCUCAACAUGUUAUGGAUGAAGGACUCGGUCACUCUUGGUGUCCAGAGGCUUGCAGCCAACAGUUAGGCCACGGUCAGUGCUUUGCUGCUAAUCACAGCUGAUAAAAAGAUAACCAGAGUUUUUCAAAAUAUGUUGAGGGAGAGCCAUCCAGUUCAAACAAAUUAGUGAUGGCAUUUGUUUUAAAUGAAUCUCCUGGUUCAGAUCGAUUGUUCAUGCAGCACAGCAUGGCCCUCUGGCUUAACUCCGUGCCUUGGUGGGUCUUUUUCCCUGCGUCCCUGUCCUGUCAGUCUUUUCGUGCCUGUCGGUUCUUACUGCUCCUGUGGGCUGCCCAGUCCUUCAGGAGGCUCUUAGAGUUAUCAUCCUUUUCACUCCUCUAACCAUCUAUCCUCUAGAAGCUCCUGCUGGUGAUAAAAGUCCUCAGUUUUCGUGCUUCUGAAAAUAUUUUUACUUUGUCCUUAGUCAUUAAGGAUAUUUCACUCGGCUCACGUACUUAGCUAGUUCAACCUCUUUUUGUGUUUUCUGAAUCUGAGAAUUAUUUUCACUUUUGGGAAAUUUAUAAUUUGUUAUUUUACUCAUGAUUGUUUUUAUAAAACUCUCUUCUCUGUUUCUAGACACCCAGUCAGGUCCACCUUCUUUCUCUCCAGCCGUCCUGUGUGACGGACCUUUUCCUGUGCUGCCGUCUCUGUGGCUGUCAGCUUCCUGCACCUCAGCUUCCCUGGUCACUGACGCUUUUUACAGCUGAAUCUCAUUUAGUGUUUAAUCCACACCACACCUUGGUUUUAAUUUCAGUUAUCAUAGUUUUCCACUUUAGAAUUUCUUUCUGGCUAUUUCCCAAACGACCUGGCCAGCUUCAUGGUGUCUUUCUCUCCAAGCGAUUUUGAUUUCCUCCUCUGUUCCACUUUUUAUCUGUUGACACACUGCCAAUACCUGUGUUAGGAGUCCCUUGGUUUUUCGGCUUCUGUCCUUCCUCCCUGUGUCCGGCUUCCUUUGGUGCCUCAUGGUUUCAGAUUCCACGCUCCUGUUUGCCUGGUCUGGAUUCGUGGCUCCCCAGCCAGAUUGGGUAAAACUGAGCAUCCCAUUUCAGUGGGGGCCUCUGUCUACUUGCCCACCUGCCUUGUCCUGAGCUGUGACCACUGUUGAAACACAAGUGUCCAGCUGCCGUGUCCAACCCUGGUCUGUCUUUGCUUUUGCCCUGGGAAUACCCUGACUUUCUUGGGAAUUCUGCUGUGAUAGAGUGUGCCUGCUGUAAUUUGCUUCAGAGUUUCAGUUUUCUGAAUCAGAAAGCGUUUUCAGAAUAUCUAUUGACCAAUCAAUCUAAUCUAUGUAAUCUGUUGAUCAAUCAAUCUAAUCUAUCAUCUAUCUUUCUAUCUAGAAUCUAUCUCUUUAUCUAUCUAUCCAUCAUAUCUACCUAUCUAUCUAAUCUGUCACAUACGUAUCUACCUAUCUCAUCCAUCCAUCCAUCUCAUCUCUCUAUCUAUAAUCUUUCUCCCUUCUAUCAUAUAUUGAUCAGAUCUAUCUAUCUAUAUCUAUUUAUCUAUCUAUUGAUUGAUCUAUCUUAUCUAAAUAUCUGCCAUCUAGCUAGCUAGCUAUCAUAUCUGCUGGCCAAGCUGCCCAAGGGGUCAGCAGCCCCAUGUGCAAGGGAGACUUGUGUUGAAGGCACAUUGACCUCCGGCCGCAGAACACAGGGUCUCAGAAGAAACCCCAAGUGUCUGUAUUCUGAACACUAUUUGUUUCCAAGGUACCACAUGGCAACGGCAGAUUGCAUAGUGUGAUAAAAUGAAAACUUAAAUUUGUUUUGAUGUUCUAUGUUCUGCAGUAAUCCCAUCCCUGUUUUAGCAAAGACUAGAGUUGGGGGAUGAAGAAGUCCUUUGCUGCUGACCUCCACAUCUCGUCCUUAGGCUGCCUCUUUAAAAUUAAUUAUCGUUUCUGUUUUCCCAUUUAAUGCAGAAAUUAUUUAGGAUGGUUUUUAAAACUCCCAAGUGGAUAUCUAUAACUUGUUUAUACUGUCAUUGAUGGUUACCGAUGUCAUUCACAGAGGCCAGAAAAUACGGCCUGUCUGUCUUUCUGCCCAACACAUAAAUGUUUCCACUUGUGUUACUGAUACUUCUACAAAUUCAUUUAUUUUUGUAUGUCUGCUCUCUUGGUGUCUGAACAUGGCGUAUUAAAAUCUCCUACUGUGAUUGCCA